Molecule: messenger RNA, 1901 nt
Organism: Penaeus monodon (black tiger shrimp)
Lineage: Eukaryota; Metazoa; Arthropoda; Malacostraca; Decapoda; Penaeidae
Product: neural Wiskott-Aldrich syndrome protein-like
Biological process (GO): regulation of Rho protein signal transduction; actin filament organization
Molecular function (GO): small GTPase binding; actin binding
Source: RefSeq, a predicted model, not a curated record
CCCAGUAGUCAGCAUGAUGAGCAGAAAGUCGAGCCAGUUGAGCGGCCACCGGUUAUGGAUUCUCGCAGUCAGCUGCUGGACCAGAUCAGAGGAGGCGUCAAGCUUAACAAAGUUGAGGAGGCAGCCAAUGGAAGUGGUGAUCAUAAGUCAUCUGGACCACAGCUAGAGGGAAUGGCACUGGAUCUGCAUCGUGCUCUCAUGGGACGAGCUCUGGCCAUGCAGUCGGAGAGUGACGACGAUGACGAUGAUGAUGACGACGAAGAUGACGAAUGGGAUGAUGAUGAUUAAGAGAGCUAGAAUCAGUAGGUCUGUUGGAAAAUUAGGAAGAUCUGAUCUGUUGCCAAAGCAUUCCUGCUAAAAUGAUAUUGUGUUGAUUUACCUUUGUAUUUAUCAGAAAAAAAUGCUGUUAUCUGUGAGUAUUCAACUUAUUCUUAAGCAUAGCAAUAUUAGGAAUUGAAAAUUGAAAUAUAUUUUUAUUAUAUUUUAAGCAUUUUAGAAUUUCUAGAUAAAGUUUUUGAUAUGAAUAUCAUAUGGAUAAUCAAUAAGUCACUGUAAUGAAGCACUUGUUGACUUACAUGAGAUAUUCACAUUAAUUGAAAGCAUUUUAUAAUUGACAAAAAUCUAAAAUGUUUGCAAUGGCCAGUGUGAUAGAGAACUAAUUUGUAAUUAUUUAUCCUCUAUUAUGUAGAUCAAAUUAAAACUACAAAUGGUGACGUAGAAUAAUGAUGGAUACAAGUUCCCUGUAAAGUUAAUGGAUGACACAAAUGAAAGAGACUGAAUGUGAGGAGUCAGUGUAUGGCAGUGCAUUUGCAUUGCCAGCUGAGAGUACUCUGCUCAUACCAGAGAUCUUCCAUAAGCUUUAGAAACUAGUCUGUGCCCAGUUUUCUGGUGGAGAUUCCACUUCUUAUACGUCAGCAAGACUUAUGACAAGUGCCUUAGUUUCAUUUUAUUUUUAUUCUUUUGGUCUUUGCUGGAAGCUGGGUUUCAUAACAGGGUUCAAACCUACUUGUUAGUUACUCAGUGGCUAUCUCUUGCACACCAAACCGUGCCGUUAUCCAAGAUCUGACAACCAUGCAACCUCCAUCCCUUUUGUUCCUAUCAUUACUUAUUGGGAUAGGAUAGUGAGAGGAAAGGUUGUGUCAUAGGAUAAAUGCUCCCAAAAAAGGCAAAAGAGCCUGAACAGAGUAUGGUAUUAGGAAAUUCAUGUUUCAGUGUUUAAAUAUGAUUAGUAUAUAAGUGUUGCUUCCAAAGCUUUUGCUCUCUACAAGGAUUUUUGGUUGACAUUCCUACCAAUAUAUGCUCAUAAAUACAACAAACCUUAAAACACACAAACAUACCACUUACACAAAUACAUAUAUUUACACAAAUAAGUACUUGUGCUGAUAUUUGUGCAGAUAAUUUAACACAGACAGAUAUAAUGUACACAAACAAGGACACAUGCAAACUUACAUAGAUACACUUAAACUUAUAUAGACACAUAAAGAUACACAAAAGAAACAGGUAGGUUUGUCAGAGCCUUAACAUGUUUGAUAAUUUUUUUUACCCUUACGGGUGGUUAUGGCUGGUCAGGUGUUCUAGAGAGUUUUGCACUCUUUCAGUGCAACAGAUUUAUGUACUUACAUUUUUUUCUGUUUAGGUUGGCCAUUUGGUCUUUUUCCUUCAUCCAGUAUCUGUGUGAUUAUAGCCUGUGGGGUAUUUUUGGGUACACAGAAAUCCUACAUAGUCAUACCUUCCCCCCCCCCUUUUUUUUUUAUUAUUAUCAGAUGAGUGUUGGAUUUGAGGAUUUGGGUUGAACUGAUUCCUUUGUCUGGCUGAUGUUAGUUGAAUUAUUCAUUGGUUUGCAAUUCAUUCUCUCUCUCUCUCUCUCUCUCCCUCUCCCUCUCCCUCUCCCUCUCCCUCUC